AUGACGAAACUAUUAGACUUGACCAUUGCAGAACUCAACUUGCACCAUACUAAACCAGCUGCAAUCUCUAUCUCGCCAGACACCACAAUCAAGGAUGCGCUGGUCUUGUUGAAGGAGAAGAAUAUUCUAGCAUUUCCGCUGCAAUCACGAUCGAAUGUGGACAAAAUUACCAGUCUCGUUAACGUCUUUGACAUUCUACUCUAUGGAUCUGAUCAAAUUGAGAAGAAGGGUAAACUAGACUUGACCAGGCCUGUUGAUGAAGUUCUCUCUUUGGACGACGACCGUGAAAGUUACUUGAUGCAGGUAUUUGACUAUCGAGACACACUUCGCGAGGUCAUGAACGUCUUCAAAACAGGCCACCAUCACCGAGCAUGGAUCUCGGAUGCCAUGAACGUCCUUCCCUCCUGUAUCAUGACCCAAUCCGACAUUAUCCGAUACACAUACGCACAUCCAGACUUCCAAGUUGGAUGCGAUAAGCAAGCCGACCUCAUUACUCUAGGUCUUGUACCAGACGCACGUCCAAUCCACAGCAUCACUAUAAACGCAACAGCCGUGCAAGGAUUCCAAACCAUGCGCCAACAAAACGUCCUGGCUCUCCCCAUACUUGGUAAACAUAAUGAAAUCAUCAGUACGUUGUCUGCAUCUGAUUUACGUGGGUUGACUGAAGAAAAGUUUGGAAGCUUUAAUCAGCCUGUAAUGGAUUUCUUGGGGUCUACGGCCAAAGUGCCUGUUACUUGUACAGGUGCUGACUCGCUGCAAUCUGUGAUCGACAAGAUUAUUGCCAAACAUGUCCAUAGGGUUUGGGUGGUAGACGGCGAUAAUAAGGUUAUAGGUGUGGUGUCUUUGAGUGAUGUUAUAUCUGCUUUGGCUGGCAAGUAG
Molecule: messenger RNA, 879 nt
Organism: Synchytrium microbalum
Lineage: Eukaryota; Fungi; Chytridiomycota; Chytridiomycetes; Synchytriales; Synchytriaceae
Exons: 3
Coding region: 1-879 (292 amino acids)
Source: RefSeq, a predicted model, not a curated record